Molecule: messenger RNA, 4126 nt
Organism: Zingiber officinale
Lineage: Eukaryota; Viridiplantae; Streptophyta; Magnoliopsida; Zingiberales; Zingiberaceae
Product: ABC transporter B family member 19-like
Exons: 10
Coding region: 158-3922 (1254 amino acids)
Biological process (GO): transmembrane transport
Cellular component (GO): membrane
Molecular function (GO): ATP binding; ABC-type transporter activity; ATP hydrolysis activity
Source: RefSeq, a predicted model, not a curated record
UCCAAAGCAAAGCAGAACCUGCAGAAGCAAAGCACACACCUCUUUCAAGCUUCAAUGGCGGAUAUCACGUGCUCUGCAGCGUUGAUCCGAGAGCUCUCCUUGUAGAGCAAAUCCGGACACCGAUCUGAAAGCGAAGCAGCAGAGUGCGGGCACUACGAUGGCGGACGCGACGGACGGGAAGGCGGCGGCGGAGGAUGGGGGCGAGAAGAAGAGGCAGGAGCAGAGCGCAGCGUUCUACGAACUAUUCUCUUUUUCCGAUCGUUGGGACUACCUUCUGAUGGCGGCAGGGAGCGUGGGGGCGGUCGUUCAUGGCUCCGCCAUGCCCGUCUUCUUCCUCCUCUUCGGAGACCUCGUCAAUGGUUUUGGAAAGAACCAACAUCACCUCUCCGUCAUGACCCAUGAGGUUUCCAAGUUUGCCCUCUAUUUCGUCUACCUUGGACUGGUGGUUUGCUUGUCCUCUUAUGCAGAAAUUGCAUGCUGGAUGUACACUGGGGAGCGGCAGGCCAGCGCGCUCCGCCGUAAGUACCUGGAGGCGGUUCUCCGGCAGGACGUCGGAUUCUUUGACACCGACGCGAGGACCGGUGACAUAGUUUUUAGCGUCUCCACCGAUACCCUUCUCGUCCAAGACGCCAUCAGCGAGAAGGUUGGAAACUUUAUCCACUAUCUUUCCACCUUCUUGGCUGGACUGGUGGUAGGUUUCGUAUCGGCUUGGAGAUUAGCCCUCCUCAGUGUCGCAGUCAUCCCCGGGAUCGCCUUUGCAGGAGGACUAUACGCCUACACUCUCACUGGACUUACAUCAAAAAGCCGUGAGUCGUAUUCCAACGCUGGUGUUGUCGCCGAACAGGCAAUUGCACAAGUUCGAACCGUAUACUCCUUUGUUGGGGAAAGCAAAGCACUAAACUCCUAUUCUGAAGCAAUUCAGAACACGUUGAAACUUGGGUACAAGGCAGGGAUGGCAAAAGGUCUUGGCAUUGGCUGCACAUAUGGAAUUGCUUGCAUGUCAUGGGCUCUGGUAUUUUGGUAUGCUGGUGUUUUUAUUAGGAAUGGACAAACUGAUGGUGGGAAGGCUUUCACAGCAAUAUUUUCUGCUAUUGUCGGCGGCAUGAGCCUAGGUCAAUCAUUCUCAAACCUUGGGGCCUUUAGCAAAGGAAUGACUGCUGGAUACAAGUUAUUGGAGAUUAUCCGACAAAAACCCUCUAUAGUUCAAGACCAUUCUGAUGGGAAGUGUUUGGAAGAGGUCCAUGGAAAUAUAGAAUUCAAAGAUGUGACCUUUAGCUAUCCAUCAAGGCCAGAUGUCAUUAUAUUUCGAGAUUUCUCUCUUUUCUUUCCAGCAGGGAAGACAGUUGCAGUUGUGGGAGGAAGUGGAUCAGGAAAGAGCACUGUUGUGGCUCUAAUAGAAAGAUUUUAUGAUCCUAACGAAGGGCUGGUGCUGCUUGAUAAUGUGGAUUUAAAGACACUGCAGCUAAAAUGGCUGAGAGGACAAAUUGGUUUGGUUAAUCAAGAACCUGCACUUUUUGCUACUACAAUACUUGAGAACAUACUGUAUGGAAAACCUGAUGCAACAAUUGCUGAAGUAGAAGCUGCUGCCUCUGCGGCUAACGCUCAUAGCUUCAUAUCUCAACUUCCAAAUGCUUACAAUACCCAGGUAGGAGAACGGGGAGUCCAGUUGUCAGGUGGACAAAAACAACGUAUUGCCAUCGCCCGAGCUAUGCUAAAGAAUCCCAAAAUCCUUCUCCUUGAUGAAGCUACCAGUGCUCUAGAUGCUGGUUCUGAGAGCAUUGUUCAAGAAGCCCUAGAUCGUAUCAUGGUCGGAAGGACCACUGUGAUUGUUGCACACCGGUUGUCAACUAUAAGAAAUGUGGAUAUGAUUGCUGUGAUCCAGCAGGGUCAAGUUGUAGAAACUGGAAGCCAUGAAGAACUACUGUCAAAAGGGACUUCUGGAGCUUAUGCCUCUUUGAUUCGGUUCCAGGAGAUGGCAAGAAACAGAGAUUUUGGUGGUCUGUCCACUCGAAGGUCUCGAUCUUCACGCUUGAGCCAUUCACUUUCCACAAAAUCAUUAAGUUUACGAUCUGGCAGCUUAAGAAACUUGAGCUACCAGUAUAGCACUGGAGCAGAUGGCCGCAUUGAGAUGGUGUCAAAUGCUGAUAAUAUUCGUAAAUAUCCUGCACCUCGAGGCUACUUCUUCAAGCUCUUGAAGCUAAAUGCACCAGAAUGGCCUUAUACAAUUAUGGGUGCCAUAGGAUCAGUUUUAUCUGGGUUCAUAGGUCCAACAUUUGCAAUUGUUAUGAGCAACAUGAUUGAAGUGUUCUACGACAGGGACCCCAAUGCAAUGGAGAGAAAGACCAGGGAAUAUGUCUUCAUAUACAUUGGCACUGGGCUUUAUGCAGUUGUUGCUUACUUGGUUCAACAUUACUUCUUUAGCAUUAUGGGAGAAAAUCUUACAACCAGGGUGAGGAGAAUGAUGCUUGCUGCUGUCUUGAGGAAUGAAGUAGGCUGGUUCGAUGAGGAAGAGAAUAAUUCAAGCCUAGUAGCUGCCCGUUUAGCCAAUGAUGCGGCUGAUGUGAAGUCUGCAAUAGCCGAGAGGAUCUCUGUAAUCCUGCAGAACACAACUUCACUUUUAACUUCAUUUAUAGUCGGCUUCAUAGUUGAGUGGCGUGUUGCGCUGCUCAUUCUUGCCACCUUCCCUCUUCUAGUCCUUGCCAACUUUGCUCAACAACUCUCACUCAAGGGCUUCGCCGGUGACACUGCGAAGGCCCACGCAAAGACCAGCAUGAUUGCUGGAGAGGGCGUUAGCAACAUCCGCACCGUGGCAGCAUUCAACGCACAGGACAGGAUACUAUUCCUCUUCACCAGCGAACUCCGCGUUCCCCAGCGGCGCAGCUUCCGUCGGAGCCAGACCUCAGGCUUCCUCUACGGACUCUCCCAGCUCUGCCUUUACUCCUCUGAAGCCCUCAUCCUCUGGUAUGGCGUUCAUCUUGUCCGUGACGGUGCUUCCACCUUCUCCAAAGUCAUCAAAGUCUUCGUCGUCCUUGUCGUCACUGCCAACUCUGUUGCGGAGACUGUCAGCCUCGCCCCUGAGAUCAUCCGCGGCGGCGAAUCCAUCCGCUCAGUUUUUGCCAUCCUCAACCGUGGCACUUGCAUUGAGCCCGACGACCCUGACGCUGAGCCAGUGGACACCAUCCGCGGCGAGAUCGAGCUCAGCCACGUCGACUUCGCAUACCCCUCUCGGCCAGAUGUCACCAUCUUUAAAGACUUCAACUUGCGCAUCCGUGCCGGCCAAAGCCAAGCUCUUGUCGGUGUGAGCGGUUGUGGCAAGAGCACGGUCAUUGCAUUGAUCGAAAGAUUCUAUGAUCCCACAGCAGGGAAGGUGCUGAUCGACGGCAAGGACAUUAAACGGCUCAACUUGAAGCAACUUCGGCUCAAGAUCGGGUUGGUGCAACAGGAGCCAGUGCUCUUCGCCGCCAGCAUAAUGGAAAACAUCGUCUAUGGCAGGGAUGGUGCCACAGAGGAGGAAGUAGUUGCGGCAGCGCGUGCUGCUAACGUGCAUGGCUUUGUGAGUGCACUGCCAGAGGGGUACCGGACAGCUGUGGGAGAGCGGGGUGUGCAGCUUUCCGGCGGGCAGAAGCAGCGGAUUGCCAUUGCACGGGCAGUUCUCAAGGACCCCGCUGUUCUACUGCUAGAUGAGGCGACCAGCGCACUGGACGCUGAGUCAGAGUGCGUGUUGCAGGAGGCGCUGGAGCGGCUGAUGAAGGGGCGCACCACGGUGCUGGUAGCGCACCGCCUCUCCACCAUCCGUGGUGUGGAUUCAAUUGGGGUGGUGCAGGAUGGUUGCAUCGUGGAGCAGGGCGGCCAUGCAGAGCUCCUUGGCCGGCCUGAUGGAGCCUACUCGCGAUUGCUGCAGUUGCAACAUUAUCACGUCUGAGGACACACCGGCGGCCACACCUGUGGUUCUGAAUGGUGGUAACUGGAGGUUGCAAUUGAAUUGGGUAAAUGCGGCGGUUACCAUCUUUAAUAUAUUCUGUCAGACUCGUACUUAAUCGGUCUUUUCAUGGUGAAUUGCAGUGUAGAGGUUUAAAGUGCAGUGAAAUUCCUCUGCAAAUCAAGAAAUUUCUACACGCUUCUUGGA